AUGGCUCCACGCAUCCACGUCAUGCAGCAGCAAACUCGCGCCAAGUCGUGCCAGCUACGCAUUCUCGUCGUCGGCGCCGGUCUCGCUGGCCUCGGAUGCGCCAUCAGUUGCGCGCUCGCCGGUCAUACAGUUGAAAUACUCGAAUCUGCGUCGGAAAUCAAAGAGGUUGGCGCGGGUAUUCAGGUAUUACCCAAUAGUUCGCGGGUGCUGCAGCAUUGGGGCCUGGAAGAGGCGUUGACUCCGCACAUGACCAUCCCCAGCGUGUGUAACUUCAUCGGGUGGAAGGGGAAUAAAAUCUCCCAUCUUAAUUUUCAUGAGUCUGAGAAGAAUUAUCCCGGGACGUGGUAUCGGGAUUUCCACCGUGCGGAUCUGCAGCGAUGUCUUGUCCAGAGAGCGUUGGAUCUGGGUGUGAAGAUGACCUGCAGUGCGCGCAUUGUCGAAGUCCGUGUGAGCGAAGAUGGAGCGACGGCCUCUGCUGUUGCGGCAGAUGGAAGGAAGUGGGAAAGUGACCUGGUGGUGGGCGCGGAUGGGGUGUUUGGGAGGUUGACCGAAGCUUUGCUGGGCCGCAGCGACCCUCCGGUGAAGACAGGUGAUCUCGCCUACCGUCUUCUUCUCUCGACCGACGCCAUGCGUAAAGACCCAGAGCUGGCGCCGUUCGUCAAUCAUCCACAGGUGAAUUACUGGUUGGGACCUGAUGCUCAUGCCGUCAAUUACGUGCUUAGAGGAGGCGACCUGUUCAACAUGGUUCUACUUGUUCCCGAUGACAUCCCCGAAGACUCACUAGCAUCGACUAUAGACGGAAAUGUGGAAGAGAUGUGUGCUUUGUUUGAAGGCUGGGAUCCACGAAUUCAAAAGCUACUCAAGCUCUGUCAGUCCGUGCAGAAAUGGCGUCUAUGUAUUCGCUUUGGCGACUACGACUGGACGCACCCAUCAGGAGCAUGGGUGAUGAUUGGAGAUGCGGUCCACGCAACUCUGCCAUAUCUCGCCUCUGGAGCUGGCAUGGCCUUCGAAGACGGCGCAGUACUCGGCGAAUGCCUAUCACGUCUCCCCCACGUUUCCAAGGACUCGCCCGAAUUCCUAGAAGCGAAGAAACAUGCCCUAGCCGUGUUCCAAGAAUGUCGCAAGCAACGCACCAAAAUGGUGGUCGAGCGAGGAAAUAUCCAGCAGUAUCUAUACCAUCUCCGUGACGGCCCCGAGCAAGAAGAAAGGGACCGGAAGAUGCAGAUGGUGCCUACGCCCGAGGGAGAGGCUCUCGCUUGGCGAGAUCCAGGUCUAGCUCCGAAGCUGCUUGGAUAUGACCAUAUUGCCGACGUCGAUCGGUGUUGGGGAACUGCCCACGGAAGUGACAAUAUAGAAUCUCGCCUGUGA
Messenger RNA from Penicillium argentinense, 1368 nucleotides. RefSeq lists its product as uncharacterized. NCBI's taxonomy places the organism in Eukaryota, Fungi, Ascomycota, Eurotiomycetes, Eurotiales, Aspergillaceae. The record is from RefSeq and is a predicted model, not a curated record. Gene Ontology annotation, biological process: secondary metabolite biosynthetic process. Bases 1 to 1368 code for a protein of 455 amino acids. Gene Ontology annotation, molecular function: FAD binding; monooxygenase activity. The transcript is spliced from 5 exons.